Alosa alosa (allis shad) is the source of this 2519-nucleotide messenger RNA. It is a transcript of the gene tctn1, whose product is annotated as tectonic family member 1. NCBI's taxonomy places the organism in Eukaryota, Metazoa, Chordata, Actinopteri, Clupeiformes, Clupeidae. The coding region runs from base 299 to 1978 and encodes 559 amino acids. The transcript is spliced from 14 exons. Gene Ontology annotation, cellular component: MKS complex. The record is from RefSeq and is a predicted model, not a curated record. Gene Ontology annotation, biological process: cilium assembly; protein localization to ciliary transition zone.
UUCCUGUCUAAUUUCCUGGAUACAUGACGCCAUUGACACAAAUCUGUUACUAGGACCGAUAUUAUGAAAGCCCUGUUUUUAGUGUUUAUUUUAAUAUACUCUGAAAACACUUGCUCCAAUGCAUACAGUGAGAACAAUAGCGACUUUAGCAAUACAACUGACUUGAUUGGACUACAGAAUUUCUCGGAAUUAAUGGACAGUACCACCGUUUCGUUGCCAACAUCAACAGAUACUUUGCCCACUGAAACAGACACUCCAUUCCCAGGUCAAACUGGACUGAGCGAGACCACUCCUGGAAAUGAGGCAAAAGAUCUUCCUACAAACAACACAAAGUGCGCCUACAGUCGCUCCACGGGAACCUCAUCAACUUUUCAGUUCUCUACCUAGCCCAGAUUAUUCUGUUUCCAGCCUGUGCCCAUGUAAUCAGCACCAUUGGGAAUGUGAGGUGAACUGCUGCUGUGAUCCUGAUUGCACAGAAGAAGUAUCUCUCUUCACUUCCUGUUCCGUUGAGAAAGUCAUUGUCAGCCCUAAAUUGUGUAGUCAAGAUGUGGCUUCCUAUUCCUUGAGAACCAGUCCAGAUGGUUAUGCCAGUGUGCAGUCCUCUGUUGAUCGAGAGGUCAACUCGGGACUAUUCUGCAUACAGAAAGCCAACUAUGAUGCAGGCUUGUCUUAUGCCACUCCAGAGGUGCCCACAGAUGUCAAUUUUGACUCCCUCUUCCAUCAGUUUGUUGGAUUUUUCUUCAGCACUUCUGAAGGGAGCAGUGGGUCAAACCAACAGGAUCCAGGACUCUCAUUUGGAUACCUUUAUGGUGAUACAAUCCUAACCGAAGAUGAGAUGGGACAGAGAGGGAACUUCCUCCUGCCUGCUUCAGCUGGGACUGCCUAUUGCUUAGAUGCAAACCCUGCAGCAUUUCUACAGGAUCAGAAAACCACAUGUAUGCGAAACUUUGACUUGGUAAAUGACUGCACCACACUGGGUGCAUUAAGCUUGCAGAGCUAUAAUGGUUUCCAAGUUGUCUCGAGCGAAAUUACUCUUGCCACUCUGAUACCAGUGGAGGUGAUAUCCAUUCUCCUGCAGUCUUUGGAAGGUGUGCAGACUCCAGUGGAUCCCUCUGACAACUCUAGCUACACUCCUCAAUUAGUGAACCCGACAGGUGCUGCCUCUCCUGUGUGCAAUAACGUGGUGUUUCAGGUCCAGUAUGUAGUUGUGUUCAGCGACGUCGGGGAAAUUAAGAAUGUGACCACAGCAUUUAUCCUGGGUGCAGUCAGGAACAAUAUGAUCCCACUGCAGCAAACUUUUCAGAUUGAAUUUGUGCAGGAGUAUGUGAAAAAACCAUUAUUCAGAUUCAGUGGCAAUCCUGGGUACAUAGUAGGAUUACCUAUAAUUGCUGGCACAAAAACAGCAAAUGGGAUUUCAUUGAGAACUGACCCCAAGGCAGGUCUCACAGUCAUCCAUAGUUCCAGGGGUCAGGACUGCCUGUCAGGUAGCAUGGAUCGCUCUCCUGUACUCUUUGGAGUAGAUACAGUGUCUGGCUGCACCCUCAGGUUGACAGAUGCUUCCAACUGCUCAGUUCUUUCUGAGACUCUCAUAGGUGUUCUUAAAGGAAAGAACUUUCCAGACUAUGUGGCUUCUUUUGGAAAUUCCCCUCCUAAGUACACUUUGGACUGGGUACCAAUCAAGAACCAAACUACAGCAUCAGGUUCCAGAGAGUGUAACGUACCACUGUCUCUUCACCUUGAAGUGAGAUGGACCAAGUAUGGGUCCCUGGUGAAUCCCCAAGCACAAAUUGUCAGUGUGACUGAAAUAAUUGAAACCAAUACUAGCAGCCUGGUCCUCCUAUCAGGUGCCAAUGGCUUUGUGCCUGUCACCACCUCUGUGGCGUUUGUGGAUGUGUCUGCACCAGCAGAGCCUGGUUACAGGGUGCCACCUACCAUCGAUGCCAAGCUGCCCUUUGACUUCUUCUUUCCCUUUGUGUGACAGAUGUAGGGUAUGUCUCUUAUAAGGUCAAGGUCUGUGUUCAUAAAACAACUCAUAGAGCAGAUGUGAAAGGAUAUACUGGAGCACAAGGAGGGUUUAUCAAGGUUAUAGUUUUAUUCUAACUUACACAGUGGUUUUGCUGCUGGCACUAGCAGAUAGUCAAGUCAAUAGGUUUACAAUUCGUAAUAUACUAAAUAGUGCUCUAUUUCGGCAAGUUCACUAAUGUGGAAAUCCAGUUUAUUGAUGUACCUGUUUUGGAUCAAAAUGAGAUCCAUCUAUCCUAUUUUGUGUUGACUUGUAUCUUACAUCAACCUUUGUUUUCUAAGACUCAAAGGACUUUACCUACCUCAACACAGUUCUGCAAUGAUAGGACUAAGAGACGACAUCUGUAGGUCAAGGAUGUUUCGUUUGAUUAUGAGCAUGCACAAGUACACUAUACAUGUGUCUACAUUAGAUACAUGUAUGAAUUAUUUUGUAAACUUUGUGAAUAUGUGUGUGCUGAUAUGUUUUGUAUAUAUUGCAAUAAAUUACUUUGAUCACA